Talaromyces proteolyticus is the source of this 1332-nucleotide messenger RNA. RefSeq names its product RGase E. The record is from RefSeq and is a predicted model, not a curated record. The coding region runs from base 1 to 1332 and encodes 443 amino acids. Gene Ontology annotation, molecular function: polygalacturonase activity. NCBI's taxonomy places the organism in Eukaryota, Fungi, Ascomycota, Eurotiomycetes, Eurotiales, Trichocomaceae. The transcript has 4 exons. Gene Ontology annotation, biological process: carbohydrate metabolic process.
AUGCACUACAUACUGGCAUUCUCACUACUGCUGCUACAGCAAACAGUAGCUCAGCUGUCUGGAAGUGUUGGUCCAUUAACAAGCGUGUCAAGCAAGAAAGCUACCAAGACUUGCAAUGUUCUCGACUAUGGCGCCAAAGCUGAUAAGGAAACUGAUCUUGGUCCCCCACUGACUGAUGCCUUUACGGCCUGUGCAUCGGGUGGUCUUGUUUACGUCCCCUCUGGUGACUACCUACUUAAUACUUGGGUAACUCUAAGUGGUGGUACGGCCUGGGCCCUCCAGAUUGAUGGAAUUAUUUACCGAGGAGGCACCAACGGAGGAAAUAUGAUAUAUAUCGAGCAUGCCAGCGACUUUGAACUGUUCUCUUCUACUUCAUCAGGCGCUCUCCAAGGUCUUGGAUAUGAAUUUCACGUCGAUGGAAAUAUUUCCGGUCCUAGAAUUCUGCGAUUGUAUAAAGUCACCGACUUCUCUGUCCAUGACCUCAUUCUUGUCGACUCUCCCAGUUUUCAUUUCAGCAUGGAUACCUGUGAGAAUGGAGAAGUUUAUAACAUGGCAAUCCGCGGUGCCAAUGAAGGCGGUCUGGAUGGAAUUGACGUCUGGAGCGACAACAUUUGGAUUCACGAUAUCGAAGUCACCAACAAAGACGAAUGCGUCACUGUCAAGAGCCCAGCACACAAUAUAUUGAUCGAAGACAUCUACUGUAACUGGAGUGGGGGAUGUGCCAUAGGCUCACUCGGAGCAGACACAGAUAUCAGUGAUAUUAUUUAUCGUUACAUUUACACCUGGUCUUCUAACCAGAUGAUGAUGAUAAAGUCAAACGGAGGAAGCGGUACACUCGAGAAUGCUGUGUUCCAGGACUUCAUCGGUCAUGGAAAUGCCUACUCACUCGAUUUCGACUCGUACUGGUCUUCUGAGUCAACUCAAACUGGCGAUGGAGUGACUUAUAAGAACAUCACAUUCACCAACUGGCACGGCACCGAAGCCAAUGGCGCCAAGCGCGGUCCCAUCCGCGUAAUAUGUCCUGAUGAGGUUCCUUGUACUGACAUCACCAUCAGUGACUGGGCUAUGUGGACUGAAUCCGGUGACUCGCAGACAUACACUUGCCGAAGUGCUUACGGAAGUGGCUUCUGCCUACGGGAUGAUUCUGGCGGCACAAGCUCGUAUACCACCACGUCUACAGCGACUGCUGCCCCCAGUGGGUAUUCCGCCGCGACUAUGGCUGCUGACCUGGCGGAUUCCUUCGGCACUACUGCUAGUAUCCCCAUUCCUGCCAUUCCUACCAGCUUCUUCCCAGGUCACACUCCUAUCAGCAAGUUGGCUGGAAGCUCUUAA